Messenger RNA from Diuraphis noxia (Russian wheat aphid), 867 nucleotides. Its product is annotated as mitochondrial intermembrane space import and assembly protein 40-B. NCBI's taxonomy places the organism in Eukaryota, Metazoa, Arthropoda, Insecta, Hemiptera, Aphididae. Gene Ontology annotation, biological process: protein import into mitochondrial intermembrane space. The record is from RefSeq and is a predicted model, not a curated record. Gene Ontology annotation, molecular function: protein-disulfide reductase activity. Gene Ontology annotation, cellular component: mitochondrial intermembrane space.
UAUGGUCGAUACAUCGAUGUUUUGAAAACCUCUAUCACCUAGCUGCUGCUUUGGUCACCCAACUUCACACACGUCUUAUUAUGUGCUCUUAUUACUUCCUAGAAGUCACUUUAAAUGUUCUCGACCGUAAAGGAGACAUCGUAGACGUGAAUGAAGGAAAAUUUUCAUUUUACAUCAAGGAAGCGUUAAAAGAAGUUUUUGGACAGUUUGGAUCAAGUGUCAACUUUGAUGUACUAAGUUUUAAAGCUGGAAAAGGCAUAAUUCGGUGUCCAUCUACUUUUUACGUUAAAUUUCGAGGAGCGCUUACUUUGUUUGGACGUCACAACUCAAAUACUGUUGCGUUCAACGUACAUCGUGGUUCGUCCUGUUUAAUAUCAUUCAUCACAGAAGACAGCACUUAUAAACAUGUCACAAAUAAUUAAAGAUGGUAAAGACACUAUCAUAUUCGCCACAAAAGAAGAUCAUCAGUCACCUAGUAAAGUCAUAUUAUCACCUCCAGAACCCUCGCCUGGUCUCAUAUUUCCGGAUGGUUCCAUCAACUGGAAUUGUCCAUGUUUGGGAGGAAUGGCGACUGGGCCUUGUGGGGUUGAAUUUAGAGAAUCAUUUACAUGUUUUCAUUAUAGUAAAGAAGAACCUAAAGGUAUGGAAUGUAGGGAAAAGUUCACAGCUAUGUGGGCUUGCAUGGACCAAUAUCCAGAAAUUUAUACUGAAGGUUUAAAAGAUGAUGAAGAAUUUUUAAAUUCAGAAGAACAGGCUGAUGAAACCAUCAAAAAUAAAGAAACAAAUUCGUAAAAUUUGUUGUUAAACUGUGCUAUUUUAGAAUUUUUUUUUUCGUUUUAAAUAGAUGUUUUAGGUAUUAAAUUAAUA